Molecule: messenger RNA, 1030 nt
Organism: Periconia digitata
Lineage: Eukaryota; Fungi; Ascomycota; Dothideomycetes; Pleosporales; Periconiaceae
Source: the annotation of a GenBank genome assembly
CAAUUAGUCCAAGGACGUCGCUUCUUUCUCCUCAUGGAAUUUCUCGCCGCUGUCGCCAGCAUUAGUGCUGUUCUACAGAUCCAGCUUAUCGCUACACAGCGCAUCGCUUCGUUUCUAUGGCAGCCAGUCAUUAAUGCCAGGCUGUAUGGGGGAGGGCCAGGAUUUAUAUUGUUCAUUUUUGGGAACCGGACAGUAUGGCGCACUGAAGCAAGCGUACUUGGAAUCAUGGACGAUGAUGACGCACUCGGAUUUAAGAAGUCGGUGCAAGACGAAUGUACCAUGAUAUCUGUGGCAGCUGCAAUUGUGGCUCAAAUUGCAAUGACCGGCUUCUCAUUGGAACAUCUUAGUGAGACUCAUUGUUCUGCGCGAGCGUUCUUGCUGUUUAGCGUGGUGUCCUCCUUGAUGGCCGUGUACUACGCCACAACCCAGCAACGGAUCGUGGGAAGAUUACUGAGACCAAAGAAGAUCCGAGGGUGGAUUCGAGGCAGCCUAUCCCAGCCUGGACAAGAUUUGUGGGAUUUCGACCUACAUAAACGUCCAUGCGAUCCUGAGGAGUAUCGAUCAACACCUCCAGAACUCGAGCUCAUCGACGUCAGGUCUAGGUGUUUUACUCCGAGUGUCGCUUCUGUUGUUGCUUUGUCUGCACCUCAAUUUCUUCUAACAAGUUCACUUGUAUCCCUGCUUUUGGCCAUCGGUAUCUACAGUGGAUUCAUCUGGACGCGGAAUCUUGACACGGCUACGGGAUCAAGCGGGAGUAGAAACAUUUUCAUUGUCUAUAUUAUAUCAAUGGUUGUUUGUAUUGUUUUGUAUUCUACUUGUCGCCUUAUUCAAGACCAUGAUAAAAGGUGGGAAGUUGAGAUUCUGGACGAUUAUGUGAAGCUGUAUGUGGAGAAGCAUCCUGCCGUUGUGAGAACUUGGACUCAAAAUUCAACAGGCACACAUCCAGGAAAUUAGUAUCAAGAGUUAUUACUAUAGUCCGUCUGGGGUGCUGCUGCGGACGCUCGAAGGUACAUUUGAGUUCGGUUUUGUC